This is a messenger RNA of Tilletiopsis washingtonensis, 4071 nucleotides long. RefSeq lists its product as hypothetical. The transcript is spliced from 11 exons. Gene Ontology annotation, cellular component: RAVE complex. Bases 1 to 4071 code for a protein of 1356 amino acids. NCBI's taxonomy places the organism in Eukaryota, Fungi, Basidiomycota, Exobasidiomycetes, Entylomatales. Gene Ontology annotation, molecular function: protein binding. Gene Ontology annotation, biological process: vacuolar acidification. The record is from RefSeq and is a predicted model, not a curated record.
AUGGCCGCCGCCGCCGUCGCUGUGCCGUCGGCCGUGCCGCAGCUGGCGCACGCCUCGACGUCAAGCUCGGCGCCGGCGCACACCGCAGCGCACUACUCGCGCACCGCGCGCACCCAGCUCUUCGUGCACGCCGCCGGCAGCACGCCGAGCCUCGUAGUGCGCGGCGCAGACCAUGCGGCCGUGCACGCCCUCGCCUUUCCUGAGGCGCAGCAGCGCGACGCUGUGCUGGAUGCACUGGCGUGCGGCGAGGGCGGCGGCGAGGUCGGGCCACUGAUCGUCGCGGCACUGCGGCAGCACAUCGCCGUCUGGACACGCACGGGCACUGGACUGUGGAAGCAGCACUCGGCCUUUGAGCUUGCGCAGGACGAGGACGGCGAAGCGACGGCGCUGGAUCUGCGCGAAGGCAAGCUGCUCGUCGGCGCCCAGCGUUCCAUCUCGCUCUGGACACUCGACGAGAGCUCGCCGCUGCAGCCAUGGCGUAGGGUAUGGCGGCGUCGCUGUCCUCAGCCCAUCCUGGCAGCCCGCUGGAGCCCGGACGGCGUCGUCUUCGCCGCUGCGACGCGCGACGAUGAUCGGGUCCUGCUGUGGGCCUGCAGCGGCAAGGCCGAUGAGCGGCCCCGUCCGCGCCUGCGCGCCGAGCUGACGCACUUGCGCCCGUUGCGGAGCUUUGCGUGGCGCCAGGCGCCGGACAGCUCUGGACAGACCGAGGCGCUUCUCACCACCACGACCGACGGCACGAUCCGUCUUUGGGCGCCGGUGAUCGAUACUCCCGGCCAGCCGCGGCUCUGGGCGGCCAUGUGUCCCUCAGCCAUGGGAGGCGCCGAGCCGUCGUACCUCGCAGCAAAGCACGUGGCCGGCGCGCUCGAGGCGACAAAGGCGGCGUACGCGCGCCAGACGGAACUGGCGGCCGUGGGCUUGCGCACCGACACGCAGCGCGAGGCAGAGAUGAGAGAGGGAGCAGUGCGCAGACUCGAGGCGGUCGGAGAGGCGCCGGAUCUCUUCCUCGGCCUCUCGAAUGGCAACCUGACGCUCAAGGCGCUCGCUAACGUCGAUCGAGCACCGCCGACGCUGCACAGCAUCUACACGGUGCUCAGCACGCCGUCCAGUCUGCCCGUGCUGCCCGCCUCGCUCGAGCCGCUGGCCGUGCCGUCAGGCGCUGAGCCUUCGGCGCCCGCUGCAGUUCUGCGUCUACAGCACGCCAGCUACACUCUGGCGCCCGCUGCAUUCUUCGAGGGCUCAGGCGGGCUGCAUGCAUGCGCACCGGCGCAAGUGCCGCACACGAAGCUCAUUGAAGGAUUGCUCAGCGCUCCCGGCCACGGGCGAGUCGCUAGCGUGGCGCAGGACGAAGGUCGCAUCUGGUCCGCCUGCAAGCGUGGCUCACAGCGAGGCUUGCAGAGCUGCGAGGCGAAAGGCGGCCGCAUCGUCGCUCUCGCCGAAGACUCGUACGCAACGCACGACGGCGACUGUGUGACGCUGCAUCGCCGCGAUGGCAGCUCCACGUCGCAUGCGAUGCCGCAAGAUGCUUCUCUCGCAGCCGUGUUGCUUGGCAGCGAGGCCCCGAUUCUCGUCACUUCAGAAGCGAGCGUCCUGCAAGGCAGCAGCUCGCAUCAACUUGCAGUCAAGAGCGCGCCGCGGCUCGUGUUUGCCUCGACUGCGACCAUCUUCACGCUCGGCGUCGACGGCACACUAGAGAGCUGGACGCGCAGAGAGAGCAACUGGACUCGCUCCUCGCGCCUCGAGUGUGCUGCCAGUCAAGUGCGCCAUGCGCGGGCUUCCGAAUUGAGCCUUGUUGCGCUGGCGUCAACGAGCAGCGCGGGCAACGCGCAGGUGACCAUCUGGGACACUCGAGCGUCUGCCUUUUCUUCUGGCCUGGAGCACGCACAGGACUGGCCCGCCGACAUCUGCGCACUGGCCUGGGCGCCCGAGAGCUUUGCGUCGCUGCUUGCCGUUGCGACGCAGACGAGCGUGACGCUGCUUGCGCCACGCCGACGAGGCAUCAACGAAGAUGUCCGGCGCAUCGGCGCGGCGCGCUGGGAGGCACUGGCUCAGGUCGAGCUGGGCGCACUGGCAUGCGAGCCUAUCGUCGACGUCGAGUGGCUUGCCAAUGGCCAGCUGCUGGUCGCUACCCAGGCAGAGAUCCAUGCAUACGGGCCUUACCUCACACCCAGCGGCGCGCAAGCAGAGGGUGAUGUCGCUCCCGCAAGGCCGCGACAUAUCGCCGAGCUUGCGGCCAAGCAGAGCGGCCCAUUGUCCGACUUCCACCCUCUGAUGCUCUGGCAGCUGCUGCAGUGGAAUCGCCUCGACGUCGCAAAGAUGGUCGUCGUGCUGCUCGCCAAGGCCGCGCAGGCGAACGAGGACGCCGCACCGCUGCGGCCAGACAGCUUGCCGGUCGAUGUGUACCUCGACGAACUGAGCGGCUCAACGCAGCCAGAGCGUGCGGCGCAGGGACAGCCUCUGUUUGAUGAGACUGCCGAGGCGCAGGCCAGCGACGCCCUCGAGUACUCGUCGGGCUUGAUGGCAGACCUCAUCACGACGCUCGAGAGCACGACCGUCGGCGACCUCGACGCGGCUGAGCUUGCACAGCUGCGUGUGCUGCUGCGCACCAUCGACGAGGUCAACGAGCAACGACGCUCGCUCGACGACAACGGUCUUCGGUACCUCGUUGCGCUGCGCUGCUUCGUCAACCAGCCCACAAGCGAUCCUCUCGCGCGGCUCAAGUACCGCGACAUGCUGUGGGCGUACCACAGCACCAGUCAAGAGGUGCUGCAAGGCGCCCUGACGCAGGCGUAUGACGGCCAGCUGACGUGGGAUGCGGCGCGCGCCUCGGGCAUCUUCAUGUGGCUGCGCUCGCACUCCGAGCUACGCGCCGUGGCGGAGCAAGUGGCGCGCGCUCAGUACAUGUCGGGCAACGACCGUGAUCCGGUCAAGUGCAGUCUCUUCUACUACGCUCUCGGCAAGCAUCGCCUGGUGCAGAACCUCUGGAGACAGGCAGCCUGGCAUCCAGAACAGCAGAAGAUGCUCGCGUUCCUCGCCAAGGACUUUAGCGAGGAACGCUGGCGCACUGCGGCGCUCAAGAAUGCCUUUGCGCUGCUCAGCCAGCGCCGCUUUGACUUCGCGGCCACAUUCUUCAUGCUGGGCGACAGCCUGCGCGACGCCGUCAACGUCUGCGUCCGCAACCUAGACGACCUGCCCCUGGCCCUCGCCCUCGCACGCGUGCGCGAAGGCAGCGACGACGGGCCCGUGUUCAGCGAACUGCUGCGCAAGCGCGUGCUGCCGCUCGCGUUCGAGCAGGGCUACCGCUGGCUCGCCAGCUGGGCCUUCUGGCUGCUCAAGCGCCGCGAUCUCGCCGUGCGCGUCAUCCUGGUUCCCUUCACCGAGCUGCUGGCCGAUGCCGACGUUGCAGAGAUGAUGCCGGCCGACGCCAAGGCGGGCGACGGGCACUACGCCGAUGCGUCGCUGGCGAUCCUCUUCGGCCAGUUGAAGCACAAGUCCCUGCAGACUCUGCGCGGCACGGCGACCAUCUCCGAGCAGCUCGAGCGCGACUUUGUGCUGCACAUCAACCGCGUGCUGCGCAGUCAAGGCUGCCAUGCUCUCGGCCUGGCGCUGCUGCGCAAUUGGUCCUUCGACGCGCCGGAUCUGGGCUCUGCAGCAGCGCCGCCAUCCUCGACGGUGCUUGCGCCGCCGUCGGCAGCCGCCGCGAGCUCGGACAUUGCGGCCGACUUGUUCAGCGCGCUCUACAUCGAGACGCCCAGCAGCGAGGCGCCGAUGUCUCGCUCGCCGCCUGCGAGUCCGACUGCGGUGCGCCGGCGCAGCAGUCUGAUGCGCCGAGCGUCGCGCGUCAUUGAUGACUCGGAGCUUGUGGCACAGAGCUUGCGCGCGCCGCAGGCCGCCGUGCGCGAGGAGCCUGCGGCAGUUGCGACGGUCAAGGCAGAGCCGACGGUCGAGGAGGAGCAGCCGAGCAAGCCGGCGCCGGCGCCUCCGCCGCGCUUGCCGACGAUGCUCAAGUCGAGCAAUGCCGCGACGCAGCAGCAGGGAGCGCAGGAGUUCUCCUUCGACUCGUUUGGCUUCUGA